Triticum dicoccoides is the source of this 1950-nucleotide messenger RNA. Its product is annotated as DEAD-box ATP-dependent RNA helicase 21-like. The transcript has a single exon. Gene Ontology annotation, molecular function: ATP binding; nucleic acid binding; RNA helicase activity. The record is from RefSeq and is a predicted model, not a curated record. NCBI's taxonomy places the organism in Eukaryota, Viridiplantae, Streptophyta, Magnoliopsida, Poales, Poaceae. Bases 1 to 1950 code for a protein of 649 amino acids.
AUGAAGCGAACGUUGGACGCCGCGGAGCCGAGCCCGGUGUUCCUCUCCCGGGAAAAACGCCAGCGCCUCGCCCUCGAGCGCCGCCACGCCGCCGUCGCCGACCAGCGUCGCUCCGCGCACCCCACUCCGCCGCCUCCCCAUCACGAUUCCUCCUUAUCACGCCGAGACUGCCAGGACCGGCACCGUGAUCGCCGCGACAGAGAUCGGGACAGGGACGGCAGGGAGAAAGAUCGGGCGGUGGAGAGGGCGCGGGAGAAGGAGCUGGAGGCGAUCAGGGAGCAGUACCUCGGCGGAUCCAAGGACAAGAAGCCCAAGACGGUCGCCAAGCCGCGGGACAGGUUCCGCUUCGACUGGGCGAGCACGGACGACACCAGCCGCGUCGACGCCGGCGACAACCAGCCUCCGCACGCCGCACUGCUGCUCUACGGCCGCGGCUUCCUCGCCGGCAUCGACCGGCGUGAGCAGAAGAAGGCCGCGGCGGCCGCGCUCCACAGGGAGGCCGGUGACGGCGCCGCGGCGACGUACGACGCCCUGGACAUGCGCGUGGACAGACACUGGACGGACAAGCGCGCCGAGGAGAUGACGGAGCGGGACUGGCGGAUCCUCCGCGAGGACUUCGGCAUCUCGUACAAUGGCUCCCGCGUGCCCCGGCCUAUGCGGAGCUGGUCGGAGAGCGGGCUCGGGGCUGACUUGCUCCGCAACGUCGACAGGGCCGGAUACCGGAAGCCCACGCCGAUCCAGAUGGCUGCCGUGCCGCUCGGCCUCCAGCGACGCGACGUCAUCGGCGUCGCCCAGACCGGCUCCGGCAAGACCGCUGCCUUCGUGCUCCCCAUGCUGGCCUACGUCGCCCGCAUGCCGCGGCCGACCAGCCACAGCGAGGCGGACGAGGGCCCGUACGCGCUCGUUCUGGCGCCGACCCGGGAGCUCGCGCAGCAGAUCGAGAGAGAGACGGUGAAGCUCGCUGCAUGCCUAGGCAUCAGGGUGGUGUCCAUCGUCGGCGGCAAGUCGGACGGCCAGUCGACCAUCCAGAAGCAGGCCAGCAUGCUCGAGCGGGGGUGCGAGGUCAUCGUCGCGACGCCGGGCCGGCUCCUCGACUGCCUGGAUAGCAGGUACGCCGUGCUCAACCGGUGCAGCUACGUGGUGCUCGACGAGGCCGACAGGAUGAUCGACAUGGGCUUCGAGCCGCAGGUCGUCGGCGUGCUCGACGCAAUGCCGUCGAGCCACCUGAAGCCGGAGAACGCGGACGAGGAGCUGGACGAGGCGAGGACCUUCAGGACGACCCACAUGUUCAGCGCCACCAUGCCGCCGGCCGUGGAGCGGCUCGCCAGGAAGUACCUGCGGAACCCGGUGGUCGUCACGGUCGGCUCGGCCGGCAAGGCCGCGGACCUCGUCACCCAGAGCGUGGUCAUGGUGAAGGUCCAGGAGAAGAUGCCACGGCUCAAGAGGAUCCUCGCCGACCUCGGGAAGGACAGGACGGCCAUCGUGUUCUGCAACACGAAGAACUCCGUGGAGAAGCUCACCCAUGACGUGGAAAACGCAGGGUUGUGCCGGGCCACCGCGCUGCACGGAGGGAAGUCGCAGGACGAGAGGAAGGCCAGCCUCGACGGGUUCAGGAACGGCAGGUUCAACGUCCUCGUGGCCACCGACCUCGCCGCCCGCGGCAUCGACGUCCCGGAGGUCGCCCAUGUGAUCAACUACGAGAUGCCUAGCUCGAUCGAUCUGUACACGCAUCGUAUCGGGAGGACGGGGCGUGCCGGGAAGAAGGGGCUCUCGACAUCGUUUUUGACUAUGGAGAAUACUGACAUUUUCUUCGAUCUUAAGCAGAUGCUUGUGCAGAGCAAUAGUCCCGUGCCGCCGGAGCUUGCCAGGCAUGAGGCGUCCAAGUUGAAGCCGGGGUCUCUUCCUGGUAGACCUCCGAGAAGAAACGGCACCGUCCAUGCAUACCACUGA